AUGAAGUUUACCUCUGUAACGGCUCUUGUAGCCUCGUACCUCGCCGCCUCUGCACUGGCUGCGCCUCGAUUGGAGAGCAGAGAUGAAGACAAGUUUGCCCAAGGUCUCCCGAUUAGCAAGACUGGCAAGGGAGGUCCUAUCAGCGGUGGCACCAACCAUGAGCUUGACUUGCAGAACCCCGACAACCUGGGCCGGCAGUCGACAGACAAUGGAAUUGUUCCAAACCUGAAGUGGAGCUUCUCCGACUCUAAGACCAGAAUCCUCAAGGGUGGUUGGGUGCGAGAGCAGGUUGUUCAGGAUCUGCCUCAGAGUCACGAUAUAUCUGGCGCACAACAGCACUUGAAAAAGGGCGCAAUCAGAGAACUUCACUGGCACCGAGUUGCUGAAUGGGGAUUUGUAUACACAGGCCGCGUCCUUGUCUCUGCAGUCGACGAAAACGGCAAAUAUCAGGCUGAAGAGUUGAACUAUGGUGACAUCUGGUACUUCCCCAAGGGUGUCGCCCAUACCGUACAGGGUCUUGAAGAUGAGAACGAGUUCCUCCUCGUCUUUGAUGAGGGCGAUUUCGACAAAGUUGGAACCACGUUCAAUAUCGAUGACUGGCUGGCCCAUACCCCUAAGGAUAUUUUGGCCAAGAAUUUUGGAGUCCCUGAAUCCGUCUUCGAUAACAUCCCUACCCCUAACCCAUACAUCCUGAACGCCACCGUCAGCGAGAAGAAUGUCACUGGUGCUGUUACUCCGGUUGCAUCGGGAAAUAGCUCGUUUGUUUACCGUACCUUGGAGCACCCCGCUGAGAAGAUUGGAGGCCAGGGAGGUGUGUUCCGCAAGAUUGACUCGACGAAUUUCCCGAUUUCCAAGACGAUUGCGGCGACAUUUGUGACCCUCAAGCCAGGUGGCCUGCGAGAACUCCACUGGCACCCCAAUGCUGAGGAAUGGCUAUACUUUCAUCAAGGGACGGCCAGAGCCACUGCAUUCAUUGGCAACGCCAAUGCCAGAACCUUUGAUUUCAGAGCUGGCGAUACUGCUGUCUUCCCUGACAAUUCUGGACAUUACAUCGAAAACACCUCCAAGACUGAAGAUCUGAUUUGGAUUGAGAUUUACAAAUCUGACCGCGUUGCCGACAUUCCCCUCACUCAAUGGCUUGCUCUUACACCUCCGGAUGUUGUGUCUCAGGCGCUCAAGGUCCCGAUUGAGUUUGUUGAGAAACUCAAGAAGGAAAAGCAAGUCUUUGUCGAGUAG
Molecule: messenger RNA, 1236 nt
Organism: Metarhizium brunneum ARSEF 3297
Lineage: Eukaryota; Fungi; Ascomycota; Sordariomycetes; Hypocreales; Clavicipitaceae
Biological process (GO): oxalate metabolic process
Source: RefSeq, a predicted model, not a curated record